This is a messenger RNA of Echinops telfairi (small Madagascar hedgehog), 3389 nucleotides long. RefSeq names its product BCAR1 scaffold protein, Cas family member (gene BCAR1). Gene Ontology annotation, molecular function: protein binding. The record is from RefSeq and is a predicted model, not a curated record. NCBI's taxonomy places the organism in Eukaryota, Metazoa, Chordata, Mammalia, Afrosoricida, Tenrecidae. The coding region runs from base 454 to 2904 and encodes 816 amino acids. Gene Ontology annotation, cellular component: cytoplasm; focal adhesion; plasma membrane. The transcript is spliced from 7 exons. Gene Ontology annotation, biological process: cell surface receptor protein tyrosine kinase signaling pathway; cell migration.
UCCUGUCUGAGCAAGAAAGGUCUCUGAGGCCCAGAAGGACCCCAGGAGUAGAUGAGGAGCCGGUCUCCCCGCAAGGCCCCAUGUGCCUGCCGCCCGUGAACCUUUAUCUAAGCUCUGACCGCUGGGGUGUCCGGUCUCCUGGGGCUGGCAGCUUUGCAGGGCCUCUCUUACUCCAAAGCUGUACUGUUAACUCUGGCCCCCCUCCUGGGGUUUUAAAAAAGUCCCACCACCCUUCUCUUCUGUGUGUGGAGAGCCCUCGCAGACCCGCCCUCCCUUAGCAGCUCUGUAUAGAGAGCUGCCAAGGCUGGGGCCCCAGAGAAGGAGAGGUGAGUUUCCCGGAAGGCUGCCUGGGUCGGUGCUGCUCCUCGCUUCAAGGAGAACGUGCUGGCCAAAGCCCUCUACGACAACGUGGCUGAGUCGCCCGAUGAGCUCUCCUUCCGCAAGGGCGACAUCAUGACCGUGCUGGAGCGGGACACCCAGGGCCUGGACGGCUGGUGGCUCUGCUCCCUGCACGGGCGCCAGGGCAUCGUGCCUGGGAACCGCCUCAAGAUCCUGGUGGGCAUGCACGACAAGAAGCCUGGGCCCAGCCUGCCAGCCUCCCCAGCCCAGGCCCCUGCCGUGCCGCUGGCCUCCCAGUACACACCCAUGCUGCCUGCCACCUAUCAGCCUUCACCAGACAGUGUCUACUUGGUGCCCCCGCCAGGCAAGGCCCCACCCGGCCUCUACCAGGCCCCAGGGUCCGGCCUGCAUUUCCAGUCCCCGCCAGCCAAGCAGACGACCGCCUUUUCUAAGCUGACGCCCCACCAUCCAUUUCCCAGCCCGGCCCCCGAUCUCUACCAGGUGCCCCCAGGGCCCGGCAGCCCUGCCCAGGAUAUCUACCAGGUGCCCCCCUCCAUGGACACUCGCAGCUGGGAGGGGACAAAGCCACCCGCAAAGGUGGUGGUGCCCACCCGCGUGGGACAGGGCUAUGUGUAUGAGCCCCCCCAGCCGGAGCAGGACGAGUAUGACGUCCCCCGCCACCUGCUGGCCCCAGGGCCCCAGGACAUCUAUGAUGUGCCCCCAGUGCGGGGGCUCCCUUCCAACCAGUAUGGCCAGGAGGUAUAUGACACGCCCCCCAUGGCUGUCAAGGGCCCCAAUAGCCGGGACCCAUCACUAGACGUGUAUGAUGUGCCCCCCAGUGUGGAGAAGGGCCUGCUGCCCCCCAGUCAUCACUUGGUGUACGACGUUCCACCAUCAGUCAGCAAGGAUGUGCCCGAUGGUGUGCUGCUUCGCGAGGAGACGUACGACGUGCCCCCUGCCUUUGCCAAGGCCAAGCCCUUCGACCCGGCCCGCCACCCGCUAAUCUUGGCUGCACCCCCUCCGGACUUGCCGACGACUGAGGAUGUGUACGAUGUUCCCCCACCUGCUCCUGACCUCUACGAUGUGCCCCCUGGCCUGCGGCGGCUGGGCCCCAACACCCUCUACGAUGUGCCCCGGGAGCGGAUGCUGCCACCGGAGGUGGCCAAUGGCCCCGUGUCUGAUGAUGGCGUGUACGCAGUGCCCCCCCCAGCCGAGCGUGAGGCCCCUGCUGACAGCAAGCGCCUGUCGGCCUCAAGCACGGGCAGCACACGCAGCAGCCAGUCGGUGUCCUCCCUGGAGGUGGUGGCACCAGGCCGGGAGCCGCUGGAGCUGGAGCUGGCCAUGGAGGCUCUGUCCCGACUGCAGCAGGCCGUCAGUGCCACUGUGGCCCACCUCCUGGACCUGCUGGGGGGUGGGGGCUGGCGUGGUGCCCCGGAGCCUCAGGAGCUCCAGGGGCAGGACCUGCGGGCCGCUGUGGCUGCUGUCCAGGGGGCUGUGCACGAGCUGCUGGAGUUUGCCCGCAGUGCGGUCAGCAACGCUGCCCCUACUUCCGACCGCACCCUGCAUGCCAAGCUCAGCCGGCAGCUGCAGAAGAUGGAGGAUGUACACCAGACACUGGUGGCCCAUGGCCAGGCCCUCGACACUGGCCGAGGAGGCCCAGGGGCCACACCUGAGGACCUGGACCGUCUAGUGGCCUGCUCCCGGGCUGUGCCCGAGGACACCAAGCAGCUGGCCUCCUUUUUGCACGGCAAUGCCUCACUGAUCUUCAGAAGGACCAAGGCCCCUGCCACAGGGCCCGAGGGGGGUGGCACCUUGCACCCCAACUCUGCUGACAAGGCUUGCAGCAUCCAGUCACGGCCUCUGCCCUCACCCCCCAAGUUUACCUCCCAGGACUCGCCAGAUGGGCAGUACGAGAACAGCGAGGGGGGUUGGAUGGAGGACUAUGACUAUGUCCACCUGCAGGGGAAGGAAGAGUUUGAGAAGACGCAGAAGGAGCUGCUGGAGAAAGACAGCAUCAUGCGGCAGGGGAAGGGCCAGCUGGAGCUGCAGCAGCUGAAGCAGUUUGAGCGACUGGAGCAGGAGGUGUCACGGCCCAUCGAUCACGACCUGGCCAACUGGACCCCCACCCAGCCUCUGGUGCCAGGGCGGGCGGGCGGCUUGGGACCCUCGGACCGGCAGCUGCUGCUCUUCUACCUGGAGCAGUGCGAGGCCAACCUGACCACGCUGACCAAUGCGGUGGAUGCUUUCUUCACCGCUGUGUCCACCAACCAGCCUCCCAAGAUCUUCGUGGCACACAGCAAGUUCGUCAUCCUCAGUGCCCACAAGCUGGUGUUCAUCGGGGACACCCUGUCUCGGCAGGCCAAGGCAGCUGAUGUGCGCAGCCAGGUGACUCACUACAGCAACCUGCUGUGCGACCUCCUGCGUGGCAUCGUUGCCACCACCAAGGCUGCCGCCCUGCAGUACCCAUCCCCUGCUGCUGCCCAGGACAUGGUGGACAGGGUAAAGGAGCUGGGCCACAGCACCCAGCAGUUCCGGCGGGUCCUUGGCCAGCUGGCAGCUGCCUGAGGGCAGAUGACCAGAGGGUGGUGGCAGUGGGGAGGCAGCAAUGGUCUGAGCUGUCCCUGGCACCAUCCUGAGAAUUGCCAGGCCACAGGCUGGGGACGGGCUGCCCCAGACUGCCCAGGGAUGGGUACAUGCUUAUGACAGGGCAGGAUGUGGGAUGGAGAAGUCACACAGAGCUGGUCUCCAGGAGCCAAGUCCGGGGGUAGGAGGGUGGGGUGUGUAUGCCCAUAGCACUGUUGCCUGGGGCGGGCCAGAAGUCGAGGGUGGGGUGGCUGCCAACACAGGGCCAGGUCAGGGAUGUGGCAGGUCCUCGUGUGUGACCCCUGGGGUGACCUGAGUCCCUGUGUCCUGCCAAACCCCCGACAGGGAAAGAACAUGUGGUGUGUGCCCUGUCUGCACCAGAGGAAAACCUUAAAGAACUAUUUUUCAUUAUUGAUUUUCCAAAUCAUUUGACUAAUAGUCUACAUUUAAAUAAAGUUUCAAAACUA